CUAGCUGGGAUCUUCAAGAAUGUGGUAGCCACAGACACCAGUCAAGGCCAACUAGACUUCGCACCCAAGCUCCCAAAUGUGCGAUACCAACGUACCCCACCUAAUAUGUCCACUGCUGAACUCGAGCAACAAGUAUCAGAUCAAAGUGGAGUCGACUUGGUGACUGUGGCCCAAGCCAUGCAUUGGUUUGAUCUUCCUUCCUUUUACAGAGAGGUCGACUCCAUAUUGAACCGAGUUUACUUCGGGGACUCGAGGUCUUACUGGAGCUCAGGCAGGAACCUAAUAGUGGACCGGUACCGAAGCAUUGAUUUCCCGUUUGAGCCGGCGGACGGCUGUGAUCACAUGGGGCCGUUUGAGUUCAAAGCUGAGCGGCUGAUGGAUUUAGAGGACUAUCUUGCCUACACCAGGUCAGGAUCAGCCUAUCAGACGGCUCGUGAUAAGGGUGUUGAGCUCUUGACUGAUGAUGUGGUGGAGGAAUUUAAGCAAGCUUGGGGUGAUGGUGGGAAUUGCCAAAGAUCAUCAAGUUUCCGGUCUAUCUGA
Messenger RNA from Thlaspi arvense, 540 nucleotides. Lineage: Eukaryota; Viridiplantae; Streptophyta; Magnoliopsida; Brassicales; Brassicaceae. The record is from the annotation of a GenBank genome assembly.